AUGUUCUUAUGGAUCCAUGCCUGCUGUCAACCCAAGUGGGUUCAUGAAGCUGACGCCUGUCUAGUCCUUGCUAAUAAAUAUUGUCAGGAUCCCGAUGCCGAAGAUGCCGCUAAUAUUAUGCGAGUUAUCUCUAUUAAAAAUUAUUCUGAUGAUAUACGAGUUAUCAUCCAACUAAUGCAGUAUCACAAUAAGGCCUAUUUAUUAAACAUUCCAUCAUGGGACUGGAAACAGGGGGAUGAUGUGAUCUGUUUGGCAGAACUCAAGUUGGGAUUUAUAGCACAAUCAUGCCUAGCACCGGGAUUUAGUACUAUGAUGGCAAAUCUAUUUGCUAUGCGAUCCUUCAAGACGGCAUGGCAGAAUGACUACCUUCGUGGAACAGGAAUGGAGAUGUACACCGAGACACUGAGCCCUACCUUCAUCGGAAUGCCCUUUGCCAAAGCCACCGAGUAA
Molecule: messenger RNA, 450 nt
Organism: Cotesia congregata
Lineage: Eukaryota; Metazoa; Arthropoda; Insecta; Hymenoptera; Braconidae
Source: the annotation of a GenBank genome assembly